AAAUCCCACACGUGGAAAAUAGGAUUUGACAGCUAGCAAGGACCAAAUCAGAAAAUAACCAUAAUCGCAAUUAGACCAAUAAUAGUGCAGUGAUGGAUUGCAGUUAUGAAUUAAGAUGACAUGUCAGGUGAUCUUGAUAAUUUUCACUUAUUUCAAUUAACUCUACGCAUGUGUUGUUGUGUGGGGAAAAUUAUGACGUCAUUAAACAAAGGAAUAAAAACUCCUCGUUUCCCAAGAUUCUGCAUACUUUGAGUAAACAUGCAGACCUCGAUUGUCCUCGUCACUUUCCUUUGUGCGACUUUCCUCUGCACGGAAGCCAUAAAGCAAGAACACUGCGAGAAAAACUGUCAUCUGGAUCACGUAACGUGUAGCUCAACUUGCCGAAAACAGCAUUUGUUGAACAGAGCUGGAUUCUUAGACUGCUCCAAAACCUGCAAAUUUACCUACUCUAGUUGUUCUACGGGUUGUCUUCCGAAAAGUUUCUCCAAUACGCCUGUGGUAGAGUAUAAGACUACAAGCAAAGCAACAGUAGGUGUAAGUCAUGUUCCACAGGAGCCUCAGCAAGCGACAACCACUGCACCUCCUACAUCCAUAUGUCUUAGAGCAUGCUCCACCAUCAGAACUGCAUGUAAAAACGAAUGUGCAAACGAACCCAGUGAUGUUGGCUGCUUACCAGAGUGUACAUCCGACUAUGACGAAUGUGUACAGGAAUGUGGAACUGUUGCUGUACAGUCUGGAAAUGAGCAAACGGCAGCAACAAACUCAAAUAACCAAGAAAAAGUCAGCUGCAUGAUGGAAUGUUCGGUAGAAAAUGUAGAUUGCAUGGUUGAGUGUCAAACUGACGUUACCGAUACAUCCUGUCUGCCGGAAUGCACGGCAGAGCAAAGCGAAUGCCAGAAAGAGUGUAACGACAAUUUUCCAGACACCAAUGCUAAUACUGCGGUCAAUGCAGCCACAGUCGCCGAUCCAAUUCAGAUAGAGAUACUGACUGGAACCAAGGGAAACAAUGCUCAAACUGGAAAUUACAACGUGUAUACUUCGCAAACUCUCUCAAGUAAAACUGACGCAAUACAGGCAACAGAUAACUCCGCCGGUUGGGUCGAUCCAUCUGGCAAUGUUCAAACCCAGUCUUACUCCAUUCAUUCCACGUGUGUAAGGCAAUGUUCUACCGAGCAAUCUGAUUGUGAAGGUGAAUGUCUUACUACGGAUCCAUCUUGUCGAAACGAGUGUAAACUUGAAUAUGAUGAUUGUGUUAUUGAAUGCAAUGAGGAUUUUGGACACACAACUUCUAAUGCCGUUAAUAGUCAAAUUUUGCCAAGUUUUAGAUCAACACCUAACACUGUUACUGGCAAUGCGUCGCCAUCAAUAAAUAAUGUCAUUGCACAGCCAGUCGCAUCCACUAACUCUAAAACAGAGGUCGUAAUAAAAACUGGUGAGGGACAAGUUCGAACAAGUACUACAAAACAAACAAGUAUACUCAAGAUUUUGUGUCUGUCUUCCAGUGUAAUAGAAAGAAGGUCGUGCCUUGAAGAAUGUAAGAUUGGUACUCCAGAGACUGGAUGUACGACGGAAUGUUAUGAAGACUAUAAAGAAAACGUUGCCGAAUGUAAAGAAGAAGAAAUUGAGAGACAAGAGGAAAAUGCUGAAAAAGAGCAAGAGAAAGAAUCAGAAAAUAACAAAUUGUCUGACAAUAAACAAGAUCAAGAAGAGGACUAUGAAUCUGAUUCAUCGUCAGAAUCCAACGAGAGCUAAGUUGAUCAUAUGUUGGAGAAAACACCAACAUAACGGUAGUUGUUACUGCUCUUUGAACGACGUCGAAAUCCCGAUGUAGAGUUCACAGAACUUAUACAAAUAGGCGUUGUUAUGGGAUGAGCUGUAUUCCUAAUUAACUUAUUGGGUAUCGAUGCUCCUAUCAAAUCCGAAUUUCGCAAAUCACAGGGGGUUUCGCUUGCCAUUCAAUGUUAAGUGAUAUCUAUUAUUUCAAUGUGACAUUUCUUGUAUCUUCAAUGAAGAAUAUUUCUGUGGCUUUAACUCUUUUGUGGGUUUAUUUCGCACAUACAUUUCAAAAUAUUUUUUUUUUGCAAUAUUUCUUACCUUAAUUGUGAAUUUUAAAAGAAAGAAUGACCUUUUUAACUUACAUCUAACAUUUCCUUGAUUGUUGGAAUUUGGCUGAUGUAUAACGUUACAAUGGACGCUGUCUCUUAUUCUUAUGUGACCUAGAGCUGACAAGAACUGCACCUUAACAUAUGUCACCUGUUGUUACUUGUUCAUGUCUGACUUUGUUGAAAUUAAAAUUUAAAAAACCACAA
Molecule: messenger RNA, 2309 nt
Organism: Ostrea edulis (European flat oyster)
Lineage: Eukaryota; Metazoa; Mollusca; Bivalvia; Ostreida; Ostreidae
Exons: 2
Coding region: 259-1752 (497 amino acids)
Source: RefSeq, a predicted model, not a curated record